Messenger RNA from Pieris rapae (cabbage white), 840 nucleotides. RefSeq names its product larval cuticle protein A2B-like (gene Cpr64Ac). NCBI's taxonomy places the organism in Eukaryota, Metazoa, Arthropoda, Insecta, Lepidoptera, Pieridae. Bases 60 to 533 code for a protein of 157 amino acids. The transcript is spliced from 4 exons. Gene Ontology annotation, cellular component: extracellular matrix. The record is from RefSeq and is a predicted model, not a curated record.
UGCGUUUUCGCAUUUGGCCACAUGUGCUCUUGUACCACCAACGACCGCACGGAAUAGUUAUGUACGCGAAGUUAUUCAUCGUUUGCUGCGUGUUGGCGGCGGCUUCAGCAGCGCCGGGAUACCUCGACGGCAUCAGUUAUGGUGCGCCAGCCAUCGCCACACACGCGUACGCUGCACCUGCCAUCACACACACUAUUGCCGCUGCUCCCGUGGUACGCGCAGAGCCUGUCGACCCUAACCCAGCCUACACUUACUCAUAUGGUGUGAACGACCCCUCAACUGGAGACCACAAGGAUGCCCAGGAGACACUCCAGAACGGAGUAGUCCACGGAUCCUACAGCCUGGUCGAGCCUGAUGGCCACCUCAGAAAGGUGACCUACACGGCUGACCACGUAAACGGCUUCAACGCUGUUGUCGAAAGGACUGGCAAUGCGCACCCUGCUGUAGCAGUUGCCCAUGCCCCGGUAGCAGUCGCGGCGCCGAUCGCUGUUGCACACGCCCCAAUUGCCUCCAUCGGCCACCCAUGGCGCUAGUCACACCCAACUUAACUUGCUAUAUCGCUGAUUGGAGGAACGGCUGACCAAAGCAGACAGAUUUGGAAGACGAAUGGAAUGCUCCAUACGUCUCUUAGUCCUAGAAUAUUAUCUAUGGUUAAUGUCUGAGUUUUGUAUAUCGUUGAUAGAAGCUUCUCGCUAUUUGUCUCGUACACGAUUGUCACAGUAUUAUGAGCGAUGUUGUUUUCUGUUAUCAGAAUAGGCGCGUUAUAUAUAUUUUUAUUUAUUUACUUCUGUUUAAGUAUAUAGGUUUCUCCAUUCAGCAAUAAAGCAAGCACGAUACAUG